Molecule: messenger RNA, 3122 nt
Organism: Aplysia californica (California sea hare)
Lineage: Eukaryota; Metazoa; Mollusca; Gastropoda; Aplysiida; Aplysiidae
Product: serine-rich adhesin for platelets-like
Exons: 3
Coding region: 75-3122 (1015 amino acids)
Source: RefSeq, a predicted model, not a curated record
GUCAGAACACACUGUCCACGAGCAAGUCCCGUGAGCAUCGUAGGUCACAAAGUUCAAGUAGCCAUAGACCAAACAUGCCGGUGACGUCAUCAGACAAAACCUGUUCCCCGGAUGUUCAUCAUCGUGAUUUCAAAGAGAACAAAUCAAACAGUGACUCCUCCCUGCGACACCAACGGAGCUCAUCCUCAAGUUCUUCUAAGCCACGCACCUCAUCCUCGAGUUCUACUCCCUCGUCCUCGAGUUCUGCCCCAUCAUCCUCGAGUUCUCCUCCCUCGUCCUCGAGUUCUGCCCCCUCAUCCUCGAGUUCUCCUCCCUCAUCCUCGAGUUCUGCCACCUCAUCCUCGAGUUCUGCCCCCUCAUCCACGAGUUGUGCCCCCUCAACCCCGGGCUCUUCCAAGCCCCGCCCCUCAUCCUCUUCGUCCAAGUCCGCGAAAAUGUCAGCGGGAAAGAAGUCUGAUUUAUUGGAUGGUCAAGACAAACUGUCCUCGAGAAAGUCACGUGAGCAUCGUAGGUCACAAAGUUCAAGUAGCCAUAGACCAAACAUGUCUGUGACGUCAUUAGACAAAACCUGUUCCCAAGAGGUUCUUCAUCGUGAUUCCAACGAGAAAAAAUCAAACAGUGACUCCUCGCUGCAAGAAAAACUCCAGCAGAGUUCAUCCUCGAGUUCUUCCAAGCCCCAUCCCUCACCCUCUUCAUCAAAGUCUGAGACAAUUUCAGCGGGAAAGAGGGCAGAUUCGUUGGAAGCUCAGAACAAACUGUCCACUAGAAAGUCCCGUGAGCAGAAUACGUCCUCGGGACUGCCUGUGUCGCUCACCACCAGGAAAGUCCCGGAUCAGGCGACCGGGGAACAGAAGGCGAAAAACAAACCUAGAAUCGUUCAGAAGCCCGUGAAAGAAAAAGAUGUGGAGAAACAGAAGAAAGCGGAGACGAGCUUAAAGAAGAUAGACCUGAAGAAACUGUUCCACUCUCUGUUUGAGGAUGACAGCGAGCCUGAUGAAGACAGCGAGAAAAAUAAAACGCUCACUCCGGAAACGUCUACAAAAAACGGUCAAACUAGUGAGCCUCACGCGUCCAGCUAUCUCAAAGACAAGAAAUCCAUGAGCAGCAAAUCUGACGACUGUCAGAAAAAACAUGGCGACAACAAAUCAGGUCACAUUCGCUCAUCGUCUACUGGACACCGCAAACUACAACAUUCCUCUGUAGACAAAGACAGAGUGUCGGAGACUCCGAGCAGUUCUAGCUCCAGCAAAUCCAACAGCGACUGUUCUGAGACGAAAAAACCUCAACCACGUUCACGAUCCCUCUCUUCCAGACCUCACUCCUCUUCCUCGUCACCAAAACCUCAGACAUCUUCGUCGAAAUCGGGAACUGUUGAAAUCGACGUUCGUGACAAAGUACCAUCAUCAGAAUCUGUGACAUCUUCGUCGAAACUAAAAACAGUCGGAAUCAACGAUCAGGACAAACUGUCAUCAAAACCUGUGACUUCUUCGUCGAAACAGACAACAGCUGAAAUCAACAGCCAGGACAAAAUAUCCCCGGAGAAAUCUCAGAAAAGAAAUCCAUCCCGCGAGGGAGCUGUGGAGCUUUCCAAACAUUACUUUAAACCUCUGGUGGAGAGACAGACCGCCCAAACCGCUCCGUCGCAGAUAUCGGAGAGAGAGAAGGUCCUCGCCCGUCUGCAGGCCAUUAAAGAGCGGACUCUGGCUGCCAUCCAAAAAGAGAACGUUCCGAGAGGUAAUCGAGGUAAAAAGGAGCAAAUGUCUCCCAGAGAUGGCUCCGGCAAACAGGAUGAGAAAGUCGUAAAGUCUGCUGAAAUUGUGCGUGACGUCAUUUCCUCUGAUGAAGACGAAUCUGUGGACAAUAACGUGCCGUCUGCCUUGGACAUCAUGCUGUCUGAGAGAGAAGCUAAACUAGAGAAGGAGAAGAUUGCCCGGUUGGCAAAGCAAGCCUGGGAAAGGGCUCAGAAGAAAGAUUACUCGAAAACGGAAAACAAAAACAGUCGGAAAAGGAAGUCGGUUCACAAAACCGACAGUGGCAGUAGCAGUAAGCAUUUCAAGCUUUCUCCCAGUCAGACGUCUGGGAACCAGGAGAAGAAAAAAGAACGCCGUCCGUCACCCUUAUCCGACAUGGAAACGAACCUCGUGCCAAGUAAGGCAAAGAAACUUAUCGUCAAACACUGCACAAGUGCUGCUCCUCCGCCCAUGGGCUUUCAGGCGCUUCUUGCAAUGGCUGAACAAAAUCAGAAAGAACCAACAAAACCGACCCCAUCUAUCUCAAAUAAGAAUAACAAAAAGGAGGAGAAAAGGCCAAUGACCCAGAAAGAGAAGGAGAGGAAGGAAAGACUUAAGUCCAAGAAGUAUCAGGAGUGGUUGAAAAAUGGUGGGAAAGCCCCAUGUCAGAAAAAAAUUUCCGUUGACGAAGCUUCUCCUCCGUCUUCGUCCCAAACACGAGCUCCGCCUUCGUCCAGUUCUUCACGAGACAAGUUUAAGCCAACACCAGUCAGCAAGCCUACGCCUUGCAUGGGUGUUAAAAUGUCACUGAACAACCACACGUCUUCUGUGAAUGCUAAACCGUCCUUGAACAAGCCCACGUCUUUUACGACCGCUAAAGCGUCAUUGAAAUCCCCCACGUCCUCAUGUGUGAGUUCUGACACGUCAUUGAAAAAGUCUACAUCUUCUACGUCCUCUAAACCGUCACUGAGCAAAUCCACGUCCUCUAUGAGCGCUAAAUCGUCACUGAGCAAGCAGCACAGAGGAGAGCCCCAGCGACCACCCAGCAACAACCACGUGACCAACAGAGGAAAAGCCAGCAGCGUCCCUCACAUGAACGAGACCCUCCUUGUGUGUGGGCCGGGCAGUGACAGCGAGGAGGAAGAACCAUCAGCUCUACACAGUUUUAACAAUCCUUUCGACAGGAUCGUUAGUCAGGUGCACAAACACAAGAGGUCACACCCACGCACACAGUCGGGCCCAACUCUUAAGAAGAAGAUGAGACUAGACAAUGAUUUUGACGAGGAGGAAGAUUCUGGUAUGGACGAUUUUAUCGAUGACAAUGAAGAGGGAAACGAUGUGAAUGUUUCCAAGGAGAUCCAGAGAAUGUUUGGCUAUGACAGAAGCAGGUAA